AUGAUCAAUUCUUUUCUAACUAUUUCCCUUCUUCUCGGGACGUAUCGUCUGUGCGGUAAAACUUCUUUAGAUCGGAUACUAUCUCGUCCGAAUAGCUCUUGUGCGCAAUUUGUUCAAAAUUUAUUCCUUAAAAACAGAUUACCUUCAAAUGAGAGCAAUUAUUAUAGUCGUCAAAAUCACAAUAAAACAGUGGUCUCAUACGAAUAUCUGGAAAACAAAACGACAGAAGUAUCGAAUAACAGAACAAAUAAUAAUGCUAGCAGUGAACCCGAAGAAAUGACUGCCUCCAGUGAAAUUUUUGAAAGCUACAGCUGCAUCACAAUUGAUUUGAAAGAUUCAAGUUGUUUUCUAUGGCGGAAUUCAGGCCACAAAUUACCAUGCCAAGCUGUAUCUGGAAUGACUUUUCCAGUCUCUAUUGUCGCAAUCGAUCUCAUAUAUCUAAUUUGUACAAUAAUAUCAGUCACUCGGAGCAUUCUUCCCUUAUCUAGAAAAAUAGAUUUCGUCCGAUGCGCUAUUCAUAUCAUAUUGUGGUGCACUGCGAGCACUUCAACGAUGUAUUUACUUAACACCUGGGAACACGCCUGGAAAUACACAAAUUUCAAAGCUAAAAUUCCAAAGCAGUUCUAUAUAGCUAUGAUAUUUUCUGUGACGAAUGUUAUUGUCUAUUGCGUUGAGAUAUUCUACAGCAAAUGGUUGUAUAUGCGCAUUCGGCUGUUCAUUAAACCAGAGAUGGAGCAACUGUAUGAAAGACUUCGAGCUGGUGAGGAAAUGGACACUGGAUCAGCAGUAGCACUAGCAACAUCUUCUGAAGAAUCUGAAACCCUCAAGAACAUUUCUUGUUUCCAAUUAGUAAACACGUUUACUUCGUGUAUUUCAAUCCCUUCCGACCGCUCUUUCUCUUCCCAUCCAUUUCUUUUUCUCAUUUUAAUUUCUCCUUUGCCCUUUACUGUGCUGCUUGACUUCACCUCAUCCAAACACUUCAACUUUCAUCGCUUUCCACUCACUAACUUCUUGCUUGUUUCACUUUUUCGCUACUCUUGCAUUAUCUGCUUGUUCAUCUCAUCACUUGGUUCCGACCACUCCAAACUUUUGAUGGCAUUGGAUGGGUUUUACUUCUCAAAUGAAGAGCAAUAA
This is a messenger RNA of Brugia malayi, 1134 nucleotides long. RefSeq lists its product as uncharacterized. NCBI's taxonomy places the organism in Eukaryota, Metazoa, Nematoda, Chromadorea, Rhabditida, Onchocercidae. The transcript is spliced from 9 exons. The record is from RefSeq and is a predicted model, not a curated record. Bases 1 to 1134 code for a protein of 377 amino acids.